AUGUCGGGGAACGGUAGCAGCCCGGCACCGCAAAGGGUCACGGCUGUUUCUGGGGACGGCGUCGAGGCUACGACGGCACGGCUCGGCAGCAGUCCGGUGCAGCAACGGGAAGAGGUUGUUGCGAGGUUUAAGACUUUGACCAGGCUGCAAGACUUCUUUCUGGAGAAAGAUGCUGCCAACCUACCCUUGUAUGUCACCAACGAGGCGUUCUAUCAAGUGAUAGCACGAGAGGCAUGUUCAGAGGGACGAUCUCAAUUUUUCAUGCAUCCUCGUGGUUCUCACGGAAGAAAAUGCAACAUCAACGUCGCGUUUUCUCCACUUAUUACGACAUAUAUGCAAUGUCCUGGCGCUAAUGCCACCUGCAGUGCUGGAAUCGGAGUGGCUUGGAAUGCGGAUGUGGAGCUUGCAGGAUCCAUCACAGGAUGUUUGACCCUUGCAAAGUCUGAAGACAGUUACCUGUUUAACUUAUCACUUCCAGGGAUGCUACAACCUUUAGCUGUGAUUUUGACAUGUGAUUUUGACAUGGAUGGCGAGGUCAUGAUUGAAGGAGAGAUUGCAACCGGUGGGAACACGGUUGAGAGCAGACUAGAAAGCCUUGGUCCACCUGGACACUUCUCUCUCCGUUUUCAGCUACCCAGUCGUGUCUAUUCCGGACGGUCCAACUGCAACUUUGGCUCAAAUGGGAUCUUCGAAGAAAUUGUGAAGAAGUAUAUCUGA
This is a messenger RNA of Eucalyptus grandis, 717 nucleotides long. Its product is annotated as increased DNA methylation 2-like. The transcript has 3 exons. Bases 1 to 717 code for a protein of 238 amino acids. Lineage: Eukaryota; Viridiplantae; Streptophyta; Magnoliopsida; Myrtales; Myrtaceae. The record is from RefSeq and is a predicted model, not a curated record. Gene Ontology annotation, cellular component: nucleus.